Messenger RNA from Megalobrama amblycephala (Wuchang bream), 1933 nucleotides. RefSeq lists its product as uncharacterized. NCBI's taxonomy places the organism in Eukaryota, Metazoa, Chordata, Actinopteri, Cypriniformes, Xenocyprididae. The record is from RefSeq and is a predicted model, not a curated record. The transcript has 6 exons. Bases 164 to 1198 code for a protein of 344 amino acids.
ACUAGGUGUCAGUGAACAUCAAUAUAAUGGUACUUAAUUUUCAUCAUACCGCUCGUUUUUUAAUAUACGACAGAACUUCACGCCGGUAUCUUCGCUUCCUUACUCCUGCUGCCCUUCUCCUUACACGGCGCUUAAUUAAGUGUUUGGAGAUUAUGGAGAUGAAAUGAAGACAGUGUCAGUGCAGAAGGGAGAUUCUGUCACUCUAGGCCCUGGUGUUACUGAAAUGCAUAGAAUUACUAAGAUACAGUGGAAGUUUGAAAAUGAUGUCAUUGCUGAAAUCUUUGGAAAUGACAAUAAGAUCUCAUAUCGCCUCAAAGACACUGAGAGAUUCGGAGACAGACUGAAGCUGGAUAAUCAGACUGGAUCUCUGACCAUCAACAACAUGAGAUUCACAGACUCUGGAGAUUAUGAAGCACAGAUCGAACACAACACUGAAGGGCUCUCAUAUAAGAGAUUCAGUGUGACUGUCUCAGGUCCGUCUCCAGUUCUGACAGAAGGUCCAUCUCCAGGUGCUGUAGCAGGAAUAGCUGUUGUUGUUCUGUUGGUGUUUUCUGCUGCUGCUGCUGCUGCUGCUGCUGUUUAUUACUAUCGACGCAGAAUCUGUCAUCCAAAAUGUUUAUUGGAUGAAGAGAAGACUGAAUCCACCAAAGAGGGAGAAUCUGUCGCUCUAAAGACUGAUACUGAAAAACAGACAGACAAAGAGAAACUGAAGCUGGAUCAUCAGACUGGAUCUCUGAAAACCACAGACUCUGGAGAUUAUAAACUACAGAUCGAACCCUGCAGCGAAGAUGAAGUGAACACUAUAUUUGUGAAGGAGGGAAACCAUCUGACUCUAAACCCUGAUACUGAAGUACAGAGAGAUGAUGUGAAGAUGUGGAUGUUUGGAGAUCAAGACAGUCUCAUUGCACUAAUGUCUAGAUCGUCCAGAGAGACAUUUGAUGGUCCUGAUGGGAGAUUCAGAGGCACACUGAAGCUGGAUAAGAAAACCGGAUCUGUGACCAUCACAAACAUCAAAAGCAAACAUUCAGGAUGUUACAAACUACAAAUCAGCAGCAGCAGAGGAACCAAAUACAAGAAAUUCAAAGUUAUUACACAUGGUUCCAGAGGAAAAAAUGCAAAUGAAACUUUAGAUAUUCAACUGUUGAGUGAAGAAGAUCCGGAUAGAGCAAGAGUUCAGUACGUUAAGGCUUGUCCAUAAGUGCACUAUGAAGUGCACAUGUCAUUUCAUACAGGUUUGGAUUGACAUGAGAGUGAGUAAAUUACAAGUUUUAAUUUAUCAGACUGUAUAUAAGACAGUUCAUGACCAUCAAGUGCCACAUUCAGUGAGUCGACGUCAAUGACAAAAGACGGUCAUUGCGACACUGUAAAGUGAUGGCGCUAUGGAGCCAUGUGCCUUUAAACUGUUUUAAUAUGUUCAACGUUAAAUUAUCAGCUCAGAAAAUACACUAAUUUGACUAGAAACACUGGAGACCGGAAAUGUAAAGCAUCCUUCCUGUUACAAGUCAGUAAUAAUUAUGCUUAAUAAUUAUGCUUAUUAUGUUAUUCAAACAAAUGUCCUGACGAGGACCUCGGUUCAUGAGUCUGGAGGACUGUUUUUUAAAUUUUUUUGGAGUUUGCAACAGAUGCAUCAGUCCAAAGACAUUCAGGAUUGUUCAACUGGAGUUACUACAUUUGAGUUUAAAUGUGAAUGUGUUUUUCUAUGUGUGAGAGUCUUGUGAUGGACUGUUUCUCUGCCUUUGGGACAGACUCCAGCGUCCCUACAACACUACAGAGGACAAGCCGUUUGGAGAAUGGAUGAAUCUAAAUGUAAAGUGCCUUUAUAUUCACUCUGAAGCACUUGACUGAUGAACUCUGCCUUACUGCACUUCUACCAAAAAUGCAUUUUUUUGCACAUUUGUUCAACGCUAGUAUUAAAGAACCAUUGAAUUAUUCA